AUGGACCGUUCGGAGCCCGCGCCUCCUGAGAUUCUCCCUCGGCCAAAGGCCACUCGUGGCAUUCGAGCAGGGAAGGCAGCGAAGCGCAAGAGGAACGCGUACAUUAGGUGGGUGCUUGAGCUGAAUCCUGACUUGUCAUUUGACCAUCAUCUACAUCGUCCACGCAGACAAGACAAACCGACCGUCUCGACGAGGACGAUCAGGUCUCUUCUGCAGCUUCAAGUCACGAUUUUAUUCCUGAGCCGAAGACUCCGCCUUUGGAUUCCGUUGCUUCAAGUGCGCCUGUUACUCCGCCAAAGGGGCGUGCUCCAAGACCUGCGCGACUACUUCGAAGGCAAGGCCUUCUUCUCCAACCGCACCCUCAGCGAGGGCACCUCCUCCAUUGACGGCGAAGAAGAAAGGGGGCCAGGGAUUGACUCAGCGGCUCUUGGGAAUCGGUCGCUGUUUCUCAACGCUGCAACCAACCGCAAAGUGUUCAUCGCAGACUCCGUUCGCCUUGCGGUUCAACGUGUCGUUUGGCUGGAUUUUCACAAUACGAUUGACCGCUACUUUGUGAACCGCGUGGACGCUCGUUGUCGCACGUGCUUGUGUGUCUUGUCACACAUUGACAGCUCCAAGGCCAACGAGGCGUGGCUUCGCGACGUUAUCGCCAAUACUGUCGAGGAAGUCCGCGACACUUCUGGUCAGAAUUUGCUCGAUUUGAUAGUCGUGAGCAGAUCGCGUACUGGAGACUACGGGAAGCUCAGCUUGGCGACACAGGUGUUUCCAUCCGCAGAACACCUAAUCGUGGACGACAAUACUGAGGUUGUCACAGAGUGGAUCCGCCGCAUUCAGCAGGCUUUCCACAUUUGCCUUCCUAAGAGAGAUCGUAGUCCACUGGGUCGUUCUUACGCGAACAUUUUUGAAGCCGAAAGUGCGAUCACAGAGUGGAUCGAUCCGUCGCGAUUGACUUGCACUCCUCGUGUCGCUGGCCGGGCUGCUUUUAGCGCCAACACCGUGAGCACUGCAGUUACAACAAAGCACUUUCGUUUGCGUGAAAAGGGUGUGCUAAGCUGCUGCCAGGCGCUUCCGUCUUUCUUCCGCCAUGUCUUCCCCUUCUGA
This is a messenger RNA of Symbiodinium natans, 1101 nucleotides long. The record is from the annotation of a GenBank genome assembly. Lineage: Eukaryota; Dinophyceae; Suessiales; Symbiodiniaceae.